This is a messenger RNA of Rhopalosiphum padi (bird cherry-oat aphid), 2347 nucleotides long. Its product is annotated as docking protein 1. Gene Ontology annotation, biological process: cell surface receptor protein tyrosine kinase signaling pathway. Gene Ontology annotation, cellular component: cytoplasm. The record is from RefSeq and is a predicted model, not a curated record. NCBI's taxonomy places the organism in Eukaryota, Metazoa, Arthropoda, Insecta, Hemiptera, Aphididae. Bases 298 to 1086 code for a protein of 262 amino acids. The transcript has 3 exons.
AGAACUGAUCCCAUCGGCAAUCACUGACCACUUUAGCUUGUAAAUAAUUAUUAUUAAACUAUAAUUAAUAAGUUCUGCUUUAGUAAUCUAGAGGUCCACAUCAUAGAUUAAAGAUUAAACUACGCUCUAGUGCUCACUGUUCACUGCAGUUUACUCCCAACAAGCAACAAUUCGCUAAUUGUCUGUUAAUUAUUUAUUUCGUUCUUCUUUUUAUCCAAUUAAUAACAAACUCGUAAGUUGUAAUACCUAAAAGGUUUAGUUUAAAAUUUGUGUUACCCAAGCUAUGUGAUUGUUACAAUGGGCUGUGUUUACAGCAGCAGAAAAACUUUACCACCUUUUUUCUUCAAAGUUAUAAAUAUAGAUGACAAUGGUAAAGAGAAAUACCAUGGACAAAUGGAAAUUGCCACUUGCAAUCUGAUAUUGCAUAAAAGUGGUGAACCGCCUAUUAUUUGGCCUUUAAGCACAAUUAGACGCUAUGGUUAUGAAGAUUUCAUGUUUUGCUUUGAAGCUGGUCGCUCAUCUCCUUUUGGCCAAGGCAUAUUUGCAUUCAGAAGUAAAGACGCAAAAAAUAUUUUUAAUGCUGUCAAAGAAAAAUUACAGAUUGACAGUGGAGCAGAUAUAGUUAAAGAUAUUGCUUCUGAAGUACGUAAUUAUUCCGGUCAGUCAUGUACAAGUACACAUACUAUUGAAAAAGUUUAUGAUGAAUUUAGUUUCAAUGGGCUUAGGUUUAAUAGCGAGUCAAACAACAUCAUCCAACCUCCAGAUCUCAUGCUGGACCCGGACACUGCAUUUUUACCAAGAAGUUCUUACGUGAACAUGCUGAAUGACAAUGAAGAAGAUGACGAUGAUUUAUUUAAUGAUCCUUUUGAGUUACCUAAAGAUACUCCCACUUAUACUGAAGUUGAAAUAGCUGUUUGCACACCCAAAAGGAAGAGUGAAUCAUUGCCUACUUCCCCUACAGAUAUACCGAGUUAUACAGCAAUAGAUUUCAAUCAAACAAUGCAUUUAAGUCAGAAAAUGCUUAGGGGUAGUGAUGAUGCUGGAAUUAGGAAAACUAGACAUGAUUCUACAAUGAGCAAUCCUUAAUAUUAUUAGAAUCAACACAAUUUGGAGACCAAUUAUAAAUAUAUCCAACCAGAUUUGUGGCACUAGAAUAUUUAUGAUGAUCUUUAAUUUUUGUUUUUUGUUUAAGUAUAGUUCUUGAUUCGUGUUAAAUUAUUUUUCUUCCUGUAUUUAUACUGCUCAGUGCUUUAUUUUGGAGAGAUAUAUCUAGAACAAAAUUAGUAUUUAGUUAUGUUAACAUGAAUAAAGGUUAGAUAUAUUUAAAGGUUAUAUUUUAAAACCAUAAGGAAUAUAAUAAUUCCUAAUAACAUUAUCAGCUGUUAAUAUUUACAAAUAUAUUUAUUUAAUAAUCAUGCCAAAGCUAAUGUGAUGUGUUUUCAACACAGAUCUUUUUUUAAGUUACUAAUAUUUAUAUAUAUUUUGUUAAACACUCAGAAUAAUUACUGUUAUGUUAUUAUAGUAGUCUAAGAUCUGUUCAUUGUAACCUGAUUUGCCAAAUAAUUUGUACAAAUUUUAACAUUAUGUCUUAUACAAUUAUUUUGUGCCAUACACAUUCCUUAAGGUUGUUCAGACUGAAAAAUUUUCUUUGUUAAAACAUUGUUUAUUAUUAGUAUUUAUACCAAUACAAUAUAUAUUAUAUUACAAUAAAAUUGUAAAGUCAAAAAUGUAUAAUAUUUUAUACUAAAUAAAAUGGGUAGGUUAACCUAAAUAACCUAUUAAAUUUGUAAUAAGAAAACAAUUUGAAUAGUUCAAAUACAUAAAAUAAUAAUUUAUAAAAAAUGUAGGUUUUAAAAUACACAAUUAAUACCAUAGUAUUAAUGUUAUCACAUAUUCACAUGAUAUAAUUAAGAGAUUGAUUGUGUAAUUAAAAAAAAAAAAAUUGAUUUGGUAGAUUAGUCAUUUCUCAUGAUUAAAUACCAUAUAAUAAUAAUAAUAUAUUAGUUGUUAUUGAUUAUUAUAGAUGUAUAAGAGAUGAUUAUAAUAUAUUAUAAUUAGGAACUAUGAUUGUAUUAUAACUCAUAGUAAUCAGUACUUGUAGUUCAUAUUUGUUAAAAGUAUUUAUUUUUUAAUUUUUUAUAAAUCAAAUAUUUAUAAUCCAUAUAUAUAUAUAUAUAUUUAACAUGUUAACUUGUUUUUGUAAAUUUAUAAAUAAUUGGUAUUCUUAUCAAUUGUGUAGACUUUAAUUAGUCAAUGGAACUAAUGCACUGCUAUACUUAUAGUUACUAAUACCUUGUAAAUAUUAUUACAAGGACAAUUAAAUACAUUUUUUGUCUGUAGACCACAA